AUGCACGCGCUGUCGUCGAUCUUCGUUUUGGGCUCCUGUGCCGUCCAGACGGUGCUGGGUCGCCCCGAUGCUGCCCUUCGCACUAAGCGGGACGGCGCCAUCGUCAAGCGGUCUGUUGACUCGUUCAUCCAGACUGAGACGCCCAUCGCCUGGGAGAAGUUGUUGUGCAAUAUUGGGUCCAGCGGCUGUGCGGCUUCGGGCGCUGCCUCUGGCGCUGUUGUCGCGAGUCCCUCCAAGCAGGAACCAGACUACUGGUACACCUGGACGCGUGACUCUGCUCUCGUCCUGACAGGCAUCGCCGACUCGUUCUCUCAGAACUACUCGGCCUCGCUGCAGGGCACAAUCCAGAACUACAUCACUGCCACGGCAAAGCUCCAGGGCGUCUCGAACCCCUCGGGCAGUCUCUCCGAUGGUACGGGUCUCGGCGAGGCCAAGUUCAACGUCGACCUCACCGCCUUCACGGGCGACUGGGGCCGACCGCAGCGGGACGGGCCGCCGCUCCGAGCGAUUGCCCUCACGCGGUACUCCAAGUGGCUGAUCCAGAAUGGCUACACGGAUACGGCCAAGGCGGUGUGGCCUGUGAUCCAGAACGAUCUCGCGUAUACUGCGCAGUACUGGAACGAGACUGGUUUCGAUCUGUGGGAGGAGAUUAAGGGGAGUUCUUUCUUUGCCGUCGGCAGUGCCCACCGGGCUCUCGUUGAGGGCGCCGAUCUCGCCGCUCAGCUCGGCACGGAGUGCCGCGCCUGUAUCACAGUCGCUCCUCAGGUGCUGUGCUUCUUGCAGACCUUCUGGAACCCCAAUGGGGGCUUCGUCGUGUCCAACAUCAACGGCGGCCAGUCUCGGUCCGGCAAAGACCUUGAUUCCAUCCUGACAUCGAUCCACACCUUUGACCCGUCCGUCGGCUGCGAUGCCAACACCUUCCAGCCCUGCAGCGACAAGGCCCUGUCCAACCACAAGGUGUACGUCGACUCGUUCCGGUCCGUCUACGGCAUCAACUCGGGCAUCGCGGCCGGGAAAGCCGUUGCCGUGGGCCGCUACUCCGAAGACGUCUACUACAACGGUAACCCGUGGUACCUCGCCAACUUCGCCGCGGCCGAGCAGCUAUACGACGCCAUCUUCGUCUGGAAGAAAGACGGCUCCAUCAAAGUGACGGACCUCUCUCUCGCCUUCUUCAAAGACCUCGUCCCCGGCAUCGCCACGGGCACCUACGACAGCGCCUCCACCACCUUCACCUCCAUCAUCAACGCCGUAUCCGCCUACGCCGACGGCUUCAUCGACAUCGCCUCGCAGCACACCCCCUCCAACGGAGCCCUCGCCGAACAAUACAGCCGUGACAACGGCUCCCCCCUAUCUGCAGCUGACCUCACCUGGUCCUACGCCGCCUUCCUCUCCGCCGCCGACCGCCGCGCGGGUAUCGUCCCCGACGGCUGGUCUGCAGAAAACGGCAACACCCUCCCCUCCACCUGCGAACGCACCCAAGUUGCGGGCACUUACGCCCAGGCGGCCGCGCCGUCCUUCCCCCCCAGCCAGACCCCCAACCCAUCGGCUGAUCCGGCGCCUGCGCCGUUUCCGACGACGUGUGCGGCGGAUGACUCGGCGGUGUAUGUGCAGUUUAAUAGUAAGGUGGUUACCAAGCUGGGGCAGAAUGUGAAGGUGGUUGGGAGUGUGGCGGAGUUGGGCAAGUGGGAUGUGAAGAAGGCCGUGCCGCUUUCGGCGUCGGGGUAUACGGGGGAUAGUAACCCGCUGUGGAGUAUUACGGUGCCGAUUGCCAAGGGGUCGAGUGUGCAGUACAAGUAUAUUCGGGUUGAGUCGGAUGGGACGGUUACUUGGGAGAGUGAUCCCAACAGGACGGUUACGGUUAGUGGGGUGAAGACGGAGGGGACGGGGUGUUUGGCGCAGAGUGUUAAUGAUACUUGGCGGUGA
Molecule: messenger RNA, 1923 nt
Organism: Dichotomopilus funicola
Lineage: Eukaryota; Fungi; Ascomycota; Sordariomycetes; Sordariales; Chaetomiaceae
Product: glycoside hydrolase
Exons: 5
Coding region: 1-1923 (640 amino acids)
Biological process (GO): polysaccharide catabolic process
Cellular component (GO): fungal-type vacuole
Molecular function (GO): glucan 1,4-alpha-glucosidase activity; starch binding
Source: RefSeq, a predicted model, not a curated record